AAAGAAUAAGAUUAAGAAAAAAUAAAAAUGAUUUUUGGUUAUUAGAAAUGAAAGAUUCGCAAAAGAGUGAUUGAUUCCCCUCUCUCCACACUAAAAACCCCAUUCUCUCUCACUAUAAAAAUUUACUGCCUUAAAUUUAAUUCGUAGAAGCUCCUUUUCUCUUGCUCGAGUUUCCUCUGUACAAAACCCCAUUCCGCAGAAACCCUAAUUUCGUAAUCUCGGCCGCGGUAGGAUCCGACCCGUUUCCAUGGCGACAAACGGGCCGAACCUGGAGUGCCGGAUGUACGAGGCCAAGUACCCGGAGGUGGACCAGGCAGUGAUGAUUCAGGUCAAGAGCAUGGCCGACAGCGGCGCGUACGUUUCACUCCUCGAGUACAACAACAUCGAGGGCAUGAUUCUCUUCUCCGAGCUCUCCCGCCGCCGCAUUCGGAGUAUCAGCAGCCUCAUCAAGGUUGGCCGCAUCGAGCCUGUAAUGGUGCUCCGUGUCGAUAAAGAGAAGGGCUAUAUUGAUCUCAGCAAGCGCCGAGUCUCCGAGGAGGACAUCCAGGGGUGCGAGGAGAGGUUCAAUAAGAGUAAGCUCGUGCAUUCGAUAAUGAGGCAUGUUGCUGAGACCAUGAACGUUGAUCUUGAGGAUCUCUAUAUCCAUGUUGGCUGGCCAUUGUACAAGAAAUAUGGGCAUGCAUUUGAGGCAUUUAAAGUGAUGGUUAAUGAUCCGAACUCAGUUCUUGAUUCCCUCACUCGCGAAGUCACAGAAGUUGGUCCUGAUGGACAAGAGGUGAAGAAAGUGGUUCCUGCAAUAUCAGACGAAGUGAAAGAUGCUUUAGUGAAAAAUAUUAGGAGAAGAAUGACGCCUCAACCCUUGAAGAUCCGUGCAGAUAUUGAAAUGAAAUGUUUUCAGUUUGAUGGUGUUCUGCACAUAAAGGAAGCAAUGCGUAAAGCUGAAGCUGCUGGCAAUGACGAUUGUCCAGUUAAAAUGAAACUUGUUGCUGCUCCAGCUUAUGUCCUUAACACCCAGACUCUUGACAAGGAGCAAGGAAUUGCAGUCCUUACUAAGGCAAUUCAAGCAUGCACUGAAGAGAUUGAACGCCAAAAAGGAAAACUUACUGUUAAGGAGCCACCAAGAGCGGUGAGUGAACGAGAGGAUAAGUUACUUGCAGAACAUAUGGCUAAGCUAGGACAGCAAAACGAGGAGGUCAGUGGUGAUGAAGACAGUGAAGAGGAAGAAGAUACUGGGAUGGGUGAAAUUGAUCUUGAGAAUUCGGGUAUGGGGUUAACAGAGUAAAACUUUUUCCUCCCCCUCCCCCCUAUUGUUCCUUUUUCAACCUUGGGAAUUUGUCAACAUUUUUGUUAGUCUUCUCUUCCCCAAUUUUUAACUUGAUUUAAUGGUUCCUCGUUAAAUUCUCCGUCUAUUUUUUUUCUCAAUGCACAACUGUAGCUGAAUUCCAAUUUUGACCACAAUUCUGAAUCCCAAUAUACUUUGUAGCUUCGCAUUUGCUGCUUGUUUAUGCGGAUAUUGUUGGUCAAAUGCCAAACAAUUCCAAUACUUAGAAUUCUUAAUAAUGUUUGAAUGAAUCCUAUUUUACGGAUGUUA
Messenger RNA from Salvia miltiorrhiza (redroot sage), 1591 nucleotides. RefSeq names its product eukaryotic translation initiation factor 2 subunit alpha homolog. Lineage: Eukaryota; Viridiplantae; Streptophyta; Magnoliopsida; Lamiales; Lamiaceae. Gene Ontology annotation, cellular component: eukaryotic translation initiation factor 2 complex; multi-eIF complex; eukaryotic translation initiation factor 2B complex. The coding region runs from base 248 to 1282 and encodes 344 amino acids. The transcript is spliced from 7 exons. The record is from RefSeq and is a predicted model, not a curated record. Gene Ontology annotation, molecular function: RNA binding; ribosome binding; translation initiation factor activity.